Messenger RNA from Carcharodon carcharias (great white shark), 2139 nucleotides. RefSeq names its product farnesyl diphosphate synthase (farnesyl pyrophosphate synthetase, dimethylallyltranstransferase, geranyltranstransferase) (gene fdps). Lineage: Eukaryota; Metazoa; Chordata; Chondrichthyes; Lamniformes; Lamnidae. Bases 918 to 1976 code for a protein of 352 amino acids. Gene Ontology annotation, cellular component: cytoplasm. Gene Ontology annotation, biological process: trans, trans-farnesyl diphosphate biosynthetic process. The record is from RefSeq and is a predicted model, not a curated record. Gene Ontology annotation, molecular function: (2E,6E)-farnesyl diphosphate synthase activity; dimethylallyltranstransferase activity. The transcript is spliced from 11 exons.
CAUGCGCAGGACACAUGGCUCUAGUGGGUCGCAUUUGUUUCAGUUCUGAGUGAGAUCAGAGAGAGAGAGAGUGUCCGGAGUGAACUGACCUAGUGGCUUCAUCCAGAGCAGGAGAGUCCAGCCCAGCCCAGCCCAGCCCAGGACAUCCUAGCUCGGGACAAUCCAGCAGAGGUCAUCCUAGCUCAGGACAAUCCAGACCAGCUCAGGAGAGCACAGGUCAGUCCAGUCCAGCCCAGACCAGAGCAUCCCAGCUCAGGACAGUCCAGACCAGGUCAUCCUAGCUCAGGACAGUCCAGACCAGGUCGUCCCAGCUCAGGACAAUCCACACCAGGUCGUCCCAGCUCAGGACAAUCCACACCAGGUCGUCCCAGCUCAGGACAAUCCACACCAGGUCAUCCUAGCUCAGGACAAUCCACACCAGGUCAUCCCAGCUCAGGACAGUCCAGACCAGGUCAUCCUAGCUCAGGACAGUCCAGACCAGGUCGUCCCAGCUCAGGACAAUCCACACCAGGUCAUCCUAGCUCAGGACGGUCCAGCCCAGCUCAGACUAGGAUAGUCCAGCUUGGACCAGGUCAUCCCAUCUCAAGACAGUUCAGGCCCCAUCAGACCAGGACAGGACAGCCAGGUCAGUGCUGGUCAGACCAGAAGAGGUCAACCCAGGACUAUCCAGCUUGGACUAGGUUAUUCCCAUCUCAGGUCAAGCCUUGGACAGUCCUACCCAAACCAGGGCAGCAGCACCUCGCACCAGGGCUUCAUUCCUGGGUCCUGUGGAUGAACGUGGAGCAGCAGCUUCCCUACAGCUGAGCAUCCGAGUGAAGCUCCUCCUCCACCGUGCGGCUGUGUUGCUAGCCCCUUGCCUGUGUCGUUCUACCCGUGCCGUGCCGAAGGAGCUCACCAGGACUCACGGCAGUGGGACCAUGAGUGUGGAGAAGAAGCCUCAGAUCAAGGCCGACAUGAGGGAGUUUGACCGGAUGUUCACCCAGAUUGUAGAGACCUUGACCGAGGAAGAUCUGCAUCACCCGGAGAUCGGGGACGCAAUCAAACGUCUGAGAGAGGUGCUUGAAUAUAAUGUUCCGGGUGGGAAGAGAAAUCGAGGCCUCUCAGUAAUUGCCUCAUUUCGAGAGCUCGCCAGUCCCAAACAGCAAACAGAGGGGAACUUGAAGACAGCGCUGAUAAUCGGCUGGUGUGUGGAGCUGCUGCAAGCCUUCUUCCUGGUUGCAGAUGACAUCAUGGACCAAUCUGUAACAAGGAGAGGACAAGCCUGUUGGUAUCGGAGGGAAGGGGUUGGACUGGAUGCCAUUAAUGACUCUUAUCUCCUGGAGGCUACAGUUUACCAGCUCCUUCGCAAGUACACGAAAGGACAAGGCUAUUAUCUGAAUCUGCUGGAGCUCUUCCUGCAGACCUCACACCAGACCGAGCUCGGCCAGUCACUGGACCUGAUGACCGCACAGCCCAGCAAGAUUAAUCUGGACAGAUUCACAGAACAGAGGUACAAGGCCAUUGUGAAAUACAAGACAGCUUUCUACAGCUUCUACCUCCCGGUCGCUGCAGCCAUGUACAUGGCCGGGAUUGCUGGAGAAGCUGAACACAGCAACGCCAAGGCCAUCCUGCUGGAGAUGGGAGAGUUCUUCCAGAUCCAGGACGACUAUCUGGACUGCUAUGGGGACCCUGAGGUGACUGGGAAGAUUGGCACUGACAUUGAGGAUAACAAGUGCAGCUGGCUGGUGGUACAGGCACUCAAGAGGGUCGAUCCAAAACAGAGGCAGCUUCUGGAGGAGAACUACGGGAGGAGUGAGCAGGAGAAGAUAGCAAAGGUUAAGGCUUUGUAUGAAGAACUGGACAUGCAAGGGAUCUACUCUCAGUAUGAGGAGCAGAGCUACCAGAGGCUCUUGGGACUCAUCAGCCAACACUGUACGAAGCUGCCCCAAGAAGUCUUCCUCUCCUUCGCUCAGAAGAUCUACAAGAGACACAAGUAGAUUGGAAAGGCUGCCGAGGAAUCCCAGGCUGGGGGAGAGGGGUAUCCCACCUUGAGCAGCCAAUAAGGCUGCAGAAUCUAACCCCUCUGCUCCUGACAGUGAAAUGUGCGGGACUGUACAUAACAUCAGCAUGGGAAAACAAGCCUGAGUAAAGGGAACAGGG